AUGGACUCACAUGAUGAAAAUAAUUUGAAGAGAUCAAUGGAUGAAAAUGAUGGAGAAUACAAUGACAAUGAUAUUAACGAAAGUAAAUUGCCUGAACAGUCAGAAAAAAAUGACAAUAUUGACAAAAAAAAAAAAAAAAAAGAAACAUCAGAUACACAUUAUGGUGAUUCACCAGAUAGUUCGUUUGAUACUUCAAGACGAAUUGGAGAUUUAAUUAUGGGAAAACCUUUAGAUAAUCCUAUACAAUUACAAUUGAAAUCUACCAAUAAAAAUGCCAAGUCAUCAACGGAAAAAGUUGAAAUCCCCAAAACUGAAGACACAACAACUUGUGAUGGAAAAGAAUCUACAAAAAAAGAAAUAAACAAAACACAAAGUAGUACCAUUCAUAAUAAUGUGAAUGAUAAAAAUUCUUUAAAAAAAAAUAUAGUAAGUUUUGAUGAUGCAAAUAAGAAAAUAUAUAAUGAAAAAAAGGAUACAACAGAAUUGAAGGGAGAGCAAAAAAGUAUGUCUGAUUCAUUUAAGAAAUUCGAUAAUCAGGGGGAAGGUAAAAAUCGAGAAAAUGGUAAUUACAAUCGUAAUAAUAGUGGUACACUUGAUGAAGAUGAAAAGGAAGUAGAACCUACCGAACCCAAACCUAAUGGACCUAAUAAAAUAAAAAAUGUAAAUGAUUUUUUAGCAGAAAAAAAAAACUCAAAAAAAAUUACAGUUUUUGUAGGAGAGAAAGUUCAAAAAGUGAAAGCUGAUUUUAAAUAUGGAGAAGAUGCACCACGAAAUUUAAAUCAGAAGACAGUUUAUGAGUCGGAGAAUACUAUCCAAAGCUGUAUUGAUGAUUCACAAGGAAAUGAAAACAGAGUUAUUGAAAAGAAACAAACAAAAACGGUUUUUGUUGCUCAAAGAUGUGAAAGAAGUAAUGCAGAUGCAAGAGCUGGUGAGAAGCUAGUAAAAAAAUAUCCUGAAAAAACAGUUUUCGAAGGACAGAGAUGCGAAAAAAGUAAUGCAGAUGCAAGAGCUGGUGAGAAGCUAGUAAAAAAAUAUCCUGAAAAAACAGUUUUCGAAGCACAAAGGUGUGAGAAGAGUAAUGCAGAUGCAAGGGCUGGUGAAGCGGCAGUAAAAAGGGUUCCUGAAAAAACAAUCUUUGAAGCACAAAGGUGUGAGAAGAGUAAUGCAGAUGCAAGAGCUGGUGAAGCGGCAGUAAAAAAAUAUCCUGAAAAAACAGUCUUUGAAGCACAAAGGUGUGAGAAGAGUAAUGCAGAUGCAAGGGCUGGAGAAGCGGUAGUAAAAAAAUAUCCUGAAAAAACAGUCUUUGAAGCACAAAGAUGCGAAAAAAGUAAUGCAGAUGCAAGAGCUGGUGAGAAGCUAGUAAAAAAGGCUCCAGAAAAAACAGUCUUUGAAGCACAAAGGUGCCAAAAAAGUAAUGCAGAUGCAAGAGCUGGUGAGAAGCUAGUAAAAAAAUAUCCUGAAAAAACAGUUUUUGAAGCGCAAGUAUGUGAAAGAAGUAAUGCAGAUGCAAGGGCUGGUGAUAAGUUGAAAGAAGUAAGCACUGGAAAGGUCAUAUAUGAAUCUCAAAAGUGUAAUAAAGUAAUAACCGAUUUUAGAGCUACAGACAAAAUAAAAGAAGUUAUGAAAAGGAAUAUGCUUGAUGAAUGUCACAAUAUUUGA
Plasmodium vinckei vinckei is the source of this 1659-nucleotide messenger RNA. RefSeq names its product conserved Plasmodium protein, unknown function. The coding region runs from base 1 to 1659 and encodes 552 amino acids. NCBI's taxonomy places the organism in Eukaryota, Apicomplexa, Aconoidasida, Haemosporida, Plasmodiidae. The record is from RefSeq and is a predicted model, not a curated record. The transcript has a single exon.